Durusdinium trenchii is the source of this 1122-nucleotide messenger RNA. The record is from the annotation of a GenBank genome assembly. Lineage: Eukaryota; Dinophyceae; Suessiales; Symbiodiniaceae.
AUGCCGCAGAGCGGGGGAAGAGCUGAACUGCCGUUUGUGGCUGUCGGCCGCCUCAAGGACAGGAUCACCUUGGCCUACCACGCUGAGAUUGACAAUGCUGAACAAGAGGAGUUCCUGAAGACCUUCCAGCAGCUGCUACAGGUCUCCGCGCAGAAGUUGGCGGCGGGACAACGAACUCGGCUGCAGUGGAAGAGUGGAACGGUUUGCCUUUUGAUGGAUGAGCAGGCGCGUUUUCUCUACUGUGUGGUCACCUCCUCCGCCUCGUAUCCCAAGAAGCGAGCGCAUCAAAUGCUGCGAGAUCUUCGAUCAUUGGUGGAGAAGGUUACCACAAAGAAUUUGAGUCGAGCUGCAGCGUUCACAUUGAACAACCAGCUAAAGGAGUCCAUCGGUGAGCUGGUGAAAAAAUACCAAACCACAGAGGCAUCCUUGUGCUCGGGCUCUCCCGGCGUGAGCAGUGGUCUUGUGCGGCCAGGCAUGGUUGCUUUGCGGCAGGAGAUGGAGGAGCUUCUCCGGUGCCAGCAGGGACCCUUUGCUUUCCUGGAGCAGAGCAGGUGCCUUGAGUUGCUCCAGUCCACUGGCUGCACGGCAGAGGACUAUCGAGAAGCAACGCACAUCAGGGUGAAAGACUUCCUGGACCUCCUGCCAAAGAUGCAGGUGGAGGCCGCUGACAAAGAGGCAGCUGGCCCCCAGGUGGCUCUUCACGAGAUUUUUGUGCAUUUGAAGGACGUGUCGUCGGGAGUGCUGAAGCCGAACGACCUGGCGACGGCCAUGCAAAUGGCUGGGAUGAAUCCGACGACUGCAGAGGCUUCGGAGGUGCUGGAACGCGCCGGGCGACCGGAGAGCUUCACCUUCGAGACCUUCCAAAAGUCCAUGGAGGGGGCUUUGGCCGAGUGGUCUGUGAGGGAUCAGGCUCAACAGCUACUAAGCUGCUUUAAAGUCUUUGACCCACAGAGGACUGGUGUUCUCAGUCGACAGACCAUUGCCACGAUCCUGCGCUCCAAUGGCAACUGCUUUCCAGAGGAAAAGCUCGAGGAGAUGCUGCUUGGUCUCCCACAAAGUAGUCAAGGAAUCGAAUAUUCGCAUUUGGUCCACUACCUCUUGGGCCCAAAGGAUACGGCCUAA